This is a messenger RNA of Malassezia restricta, 1737 nucleotides long. RefSeq names its product non-canonical poly(A) RNA polymerase PAPD5/7. The coding region runs from base 1 to 1737 and encodes 578 amino acids. Gene Ontology annotation, cellular component: TRAMP complex; nucleolus. The transcript has a single exon. Gene Ontology annotation, biological process: RNA 3'-end processing. The record is from RefSeq and is a predicted model, not a curated record. Lineage: Eukaryota; Fungi; Basidiomycota; Malasseziomycetes; Malasseziales; Malasseziaceae. Gene Ontology annotation, molecular function: mRNA binding; poly(A) RNA polymerase activity.
AUGCCGCCACGCGCGCCGAAUGAAACAGGGCCUGUAACGCACGAGGAAAGCAAUGCGCUAGGCAGUGACUUUAUUUCUUUUGAUCAGUCGGAUGAAAGUCAUGUUGAGGAGUCUGAAUCGGAACCUGAACCAGUGGUCGUGGACGAUACGGUGCGCGAGCAUGCAUCGGCUCGAAGCACGCCUUGGGCUCAGCAUGUGCCAUGGCAUAAAUGUCGCAAUGUAUCAGAAAUGUUAUGUGAGGAAGUUCGAACGUACACGGAGUGGAUCUCUCCCACCAAAGAAGAGCAUGCUACUCGUACAAUGGUGAUUGCUCUGCUCCAGCGAGCGUUAUGCUCAAGAUGGCCUGACGCCGAAGUGUAUUCGUUCGGCAGCCAGGACACCGAAUUAUACCUGCCACAAGGCGAUAUUGAUCUGGUGGUUUUGUCCAAAGCGAUGGACUCUCAAUCUCGUGAAGGAACCUUGCGCGAGAUCGCAUCGUGUUUAAGAUCGCAUAAACUCGCGACGAAUAUCCAAGUGAUCGGCCGUGCCAAAGUGCCUAUCAUCAAGUUUGUUUGUCCAUAUGGUCACUUUCAUAUUGAUAUUUCGAUCAACCAGGCGAAUGGACUUCAAACAGCCCAUUUCAUCAACCGCUGGUUACAAAAGCAACCCGCCCUUCGGCCGCUCAUCAUGGUGGUCAAGCAGUUUCUGCAGCAACGCGCGCUUUCAGAAGUUUUCACGGGUGGCCUAGGGAGCUACAGUGUGACGCUAAUGGUGCUGAGCUUCUUGCAAGUGCAUCCGAAAUUGCAGCGUGGAGAAAUGCCCCCCGAGCAGAACCUCGGUGCCUUGCUGAUGGAGUUUUUUGAGUUGUAUGGCAAGAAUUUCGGUUACGACGAGUGUGCUAUCACUGUGCGUGGCCGCGGUGGAUAUGUGAGUAAACGACAGCGAGGCUUUUUUGAUCCACGUAAGCCGUUUAUGCUAAGCAUCGAGGAUCCACAUGACCCAGAGGGUGAUGUGUCCAAAGGAUCGUUUGCCAUUAUUAGUGUGCGCUCAGCCUUAGGAGGCGCCUUUGACAUCUUGCAUGCAGCACUCUGUGAACGUUCGAACGAUUUGCACAACUUUCGACGUCGGCAGCGGCUCUUGUAUAAUCGCCAGAUGCAGAGCACCCAUGUUCAUUUUGAUGCCGAUGCGAGUGAUAAUCGCUUACAUUUGACGUCACAAAUCAAGGAACCGGAAAGUCUACUGGGCUCGGUGUUGGGUGUUUCGCGGGAAAUGAUUCGGCGACGUAAUGAAAUUAAGCAGCUGUAUGAUUCAGAAGUCCUGCAAAAAUUGCUGGAUAUUCCCGUGGAUUCAACGCCAUCAGCACCAGCAGUACGUGUCAACGCGCCCACCCCACAUGACACGUCCGACAACUCGAUCAUGAUUCAUGCACAAGAGAGUAUUAAGCGGCGGGUACAUCCUGAUGAACAAGACACGCCUGAAAGCAAGUAUGACGCAAAACGACCCAAAAAACGUGCUAUGCAGGAUCCCUGGUCCUCACGCGUGCAGUCGGUGCCAUCUGACACCGAAGAAGAGGAGCUCAUGGCCAAUGACGCGCCCUAUGUUGCUGUGUCUAGCGACAGUGACGGUCCCUCACCUGCGCCCGUGGCUAGCACGCCCGUGAAAACACAGGGUCUCCGCAUUGCAGGCCGUGCCAAACAGUCGAAACUAAGCAAGAAAGACCGUUUGCAGUACUGGCAUAACAAGGCAUCAGCUACAUAG